AUGUCCCUGUGGAUGAAGCAGCCUCCCUCCGUUGUCACAUUUUCAGCCUCAUCCACAGCCCGUCCAUCCUCUCAAGGGAGCGACAGCACGCCUCCUGAAGCAGAAAUUCGUGUGGCACAGCAUCUCCAGAGACGCAAAGGACUGGGUUCGAUCCUGCAGCGCCUGUCAAACCUCCAAACCUCAGCGACAUACCAAAACGGGCCCCAGAUCUUUCCACCAGCCACAGAGGCAUUUUUGCACCCUUCCACAUCGAAGCACCUCUUCACUUCGCAGCUCUGGACGUCCCUGGGGCAGCUAUUGGAUACCUCCAUCCAUCACACCACGGCCUACAACCUGGCAGCUAACGGCAUGGUAGAGCGUUUCCACAGAACCCUGAAAACUGCCCUGAUGUCUCCAUGUAGCAACUCAAUGUGGCUUUCGCAACUUCCCUGGGUCCUCGGCCUUCAAACGACUCCAAAGGAAGAGCUCGACGUCUCCCCAGCAGAGAUGGUUUUCGGCGACCCCCUCGUGGUUCCCGGCGAAUUCAUCUCCAGUGCUCCAUCCACCACCAGACUACGACGCAUCGUCGGGAAGUUCGCUCCCUGCAAACAGACCUACAGGCCACCCAAACACCGUUACGUCCCCCAAGGUCUACGUACGAUGAAGUAUGUUUUCCUCCGCACCGACGCCAACACGCCUCCCCUCACCCCUCCCUACUCAGGCCUAUACAAAGUCACUGAGAGGAAGGAGAAAACAUUCCUGCUGCAGAUUAAUAUAUAUAAGAGAUUGGAUCUCGAUAGAUCGUCUAAAGCCAGCGUAUCUUCAGGA
Penaeus monodon (black tiger shrimp) is the source of this 807-nucleotide messenger RNA. RefSeq lists its product as uncharacterized. NCBI's taxonomy places the organism in Eukaryota, Metazoa, Arthropoda, Malacostraca, Decapoda, Penaeidae. Gene Ontology annotation, molecular function: nucleic acid binding. The record is from RefSeq and is a predicted model, not a curated record.